AUUACAGUCACAUGCUUUGGCACUGUUUAGAACCUAAAAAAAAACUAUAAAUAAAAUGUUUAUAGUUUUUGUUGAAAUUUACUCUUUACAAGCUUUAAAGCUAAUUAUUUAUCAUUGUUAAACAAGGUUUCAAUUUUUAUGUUUAUGGUUUUUGUUGGGAAUCUUCAACUUGUCAAGCUAUCCUUUGUACAUGAGAGUCUGCCUAAUUCAGCAUCCACCAUAAUAUUUUUGGAACGGGCCAAAAAUAUCACACAUAUCUUAAAAAUAAUAAAAAAUGAGGAUAAUUUUGUAUUGCUAGGUGAGAUUCGAGAACAUGGUUGACGACCACAAGAAAACAUAUCAUGUAAUUUUUGUUCUCGUGAUGUAAUAACAGUCUUUCUUCUACUUUUGGAUUAGUUUUGGAUUUAACUAAAUAACAAGGAUUUUAGUCUUUGAUCCGUUGCGUAAUGAUCGGAUCAGAAAAGGUUUAGUACGUAACUGUUUCUCAAUAAAAUCAGCCAGAAAAAGUCGAUUAGAUUCAAAUUAUAACCAACGUCGACGUGUGUGUUGUGUAUAUAAAUACAUGUGGAAAUCUAUUACAAAUUCACACAACAUUCGAACACAAGAUAAAGAAACCAUCUUACAAGAACUACAUACGUUCUUUCAAAGCUCUUUGUUUUUCAAAAUGGAGAUUGUUAGAUUCGCCCUCGCCGUUGUUUUUGUACUUUACUCCGUAUCAUCAUCUAACGCGGCAACUGCACCACCGAGCGGUGGUGGCGGAGGAGAUGCUCAGGCAAUGCCGUGUAUACAGAAACUUAUGCCGUGUCAGCCGUUUCUUCACUCGGUGAUUCCACCACCGCCUCCAUCGUGUUGCCUGCCGAUGAAGGCGAUCGUCGCCAACGACGCGACGUGUCUUUGCUCCGUGUUCAACAACGUAGAUAUGCUCAAAUCGCUUAACCUCACUAAAGACAACGCUCUUGAUCUCCCUAAAGCUUGUGGCGCCAACCCUGACAUCUCACUAUGCAAAGCCAGCCCCGCGGGUGGUACUACUACGAAUUCGACGUCGUCGGCAACUCCCAAAACUCCUCCGGCGUCUUCCACUGGAAGCGGUUCCACCGGAGCAUCAGCUUCUUCAACGUCAACACCGACAAGCUCUGCCCCCGCCAUCAACUUCGCCGGACUCAGCUUCGCAUCGACUAUCGUGGCAUUGGCAGCAACUUUCUUCUGAUCUACUAUUUACAUUACGUAUUUAUUCAUUAUUAGAUAGGUUUAAUUUGUUUGAAAUUAUGUUUGGUAACUG
Brassica oleracea var. oleracea is the source of this 1279-nucleotide messenger RNA. Its product is annotated as lipid transfer-like protein VAS. Bases 563 to 1207 code for a protein of 214 amino acids. Lineage: Eukaryota; Viridiplantae; Streptophyta; Magnoliopsida; Brassicales; Brassicaceae. The transcript has 3 exons. The record is from RefSeq and is a predicted model, not a curated record.